This is a messenger RNA of Paramisgurnus dabryanus, 2589 nucleotides long. It is a transcript of the gene klf4, whose product is annotated as Kruppel like factor 4. Gene Ontology annotation, molecular function: RNA polymerase II cis-regulatory region sequence-specific DNA binding; DNA-binding transcription factor activity, RNA polymerase II-specific. Gene Ontology annotation, biological process: regulation of transcription by RNA polymerase II. Lineage: Eukaryota; Metazoa; Chordata; Actinopteri; Cypriniformes; Cobitidae. The record is from RefSeq and is a predicted model, not a curated record.
AGCCCUGCGUGCAUCUGACGAAUCAUUCUCGCACAGACACCGGAGAGCUCGCAGGUCCCGAAUGGCAACAGAGUCGGCGAGAGACAGAUAGGGAAUCCCCGCACCGAUACCGACCCGGUUCAUGAACCAUGGCGCGUUCAACGAUCGCUUCUGUCAGGGUGGUACGGAUGCGCGUUUGACUCGCUGUAUUAAAGACUCUAAUAAAAGACUUUUCCUUGAGGAUUUCAUUGCUUGCUGUAAAGUGGACGCGAUUGAGUGUUGGGUUUUUUUCCACUGAUGAGGCAGCCACCGAGUGAGUUGGAUAACAUGGCACUGAGCGGAACGCUUUUGCCCUCUAUAUCCACGUUUGCGAGCGGCGCUGAUGUCAAGCACAAGGCCAUGAUGGGACCUGGAACUGCCAGUUUAGUGAGUAUCAAACAGAGAUGGAAUGAGGAGAUGUCUCAAUUAAAACGCACCUGCAUGCUUUCUGGUGGGAACGGGACUGACCAGGACGUCUCCAGAAUCAUGGCUAAGAUGGAACCGGAGGAGUUGGAUCUGUUGGACUAUGACUUCAUUUUGUCAAACAGUAUGCUGCAGCAGCAGCAACUACAACAACAACAGCAGCAGCAGCAGGAGGCCUCCAUGGCCAGCACCUCCAGAACUCAUCCACCUUCCCCCAUGUCCUCCUUCACCUAUCAGAUGCCCUCUCCUCAGGGCCAAGAUACCAACAUGCUGUACAACAUCCCAGACAUCAGCGACGUUUCCCCCUCCGGAGGAUUUGUGGCCGAACUGAUGAGGGCGGAACUGGACCCCGCGUAUCUUCAGCCGACGAGCCUUCACGGCAAGUUUGUGGUAAAAACCACCAUGGACGCGACAGACUUUAACCAAGGGGUUAGCACUGAUAAGGACAUUUCUUCAAUGGCAAGGAUUCCUAUAAAGCAAGAGCCUUACGAUGGGAUUCCCUGUUCCCGGCCGAUGGACAUCCACCUGGGGGCGAACUCACGGCCUGGAUCAAAUCCAAGACCCCUGGUGGAUUUUUCCACAGGGCGAGGGGCAAUGGGGCCCAGCCGCUCUUCCAGUUCAUCUCUCUCUCCAGAUGAACAUCCUCAAGCUCAGGUGUUGGGACCUCCUCCGCUGCCCGGGGCUCAGAGAUUUCCGGGUUAUUCAGGUUUUCCGCAGGCUCCUACGCAGGCUUCACUGCAAUACCAAGAGCUUAUUUCUCCAGCCGAGUGUUUGCCUGAAGAAUCCAAGCCCAAGCGUGGUCGUCGCUCUUGGCCGAGGAAGAGGAUAGCUACGCACAUGUGCGACUAUGCAGGCUGUGGUAAAACGUACACCAAGAGUUCCCAUCUCAAAGCCCAUCACAGAACCCACACAGGAGAGAAGCCGUAUCACUGUGACUGGGAGGGAUGUGGCUGGAAAUUCGCCCGUUCGGAUGAGCUCACGAGGCAUUACAGGAAGCAUACGGGCCACCGACCAUUUCAGUGUCAAAAAUGCGACAGAGCUUUCUCCAGGUCGGACCAUCUCGCGCUGCACAUGAAACGCCAUCUAUAACCCAGACUGGAAGACCUACGAGUUAUGGACUAGUGAACCACGUGUUGCUUUUGAACAAAAAAACUAGAGAACUUCAUGACAACCUGUUGUUCAUGUCCACAGCAUCAGGGUUUCAGACUUUACCGGGUUGGGUUUUUUUUUCCUUUUUUGCCAUUGUCGUCUUCCAACACGCUGGUAAAUCAAGAGGCCUUGUCCAUAUCCUGCACACUGGGACGUUACUGGAAUGUGCAUCUACUUACCGACAAAACUUGGACAUGCCAAGUGCCAAACAUAAUACUGGAAAUAUAUGAAUAUCAGGGAUAUGUGAAAACAUUAUAUAUAUGUAUUAAAGAGGCCUUUAAUUGAGCUGCAAAUCCAUCACAUCUCUCAAACACUGAUCUGCCAUAAAAAAGAUUUCUUUAUUGUUCUCUUUCAAGCCAUUAAUUUCAGGUACUGAGUAAUUUAUGUGUGUUACAAGAUGGUGCUGAGUGUUUUCAGUGAGGUACCAAAGACAAAAGUGGAUUUGAUGAAAGUCGUAUGUAUUCUCAAACCGUCACGCAGAACCGAGGUGAACUCACGGCCUCUUGGUGAUGGCAAUCUAAACUGCACUGUGGUUGGUAAGGUGCAAUAAUUUUCAUAUUUUUAUAUACGAUUACAAAUCAAAAUAACUCUGAACAAAGGUUUUGUUUAUAGUCAGAUUAAUGUAAUAUAAUCUUAAAUUUUGUACAUUUGUAAAUACUUUUGCAUUAAGGUUUUUGUAUUUUAUGUAUGAAUACAAUUCAGUAUAAACAUCAUCAAAUAAAUUGUAUCUGAGAUUGUUUUCAAUGAAUAACACAUGUGGAAUUUCAUUAAUUGUUUAUCCGUUUUGCAUGAGAGUUUUACAACAUGUCCAAACAUUUGCAUGCAUUAAGGUGGCAUUCAAACACCAUCAGGUUUUUCUACCUUUCACAUGUGACACAUUCUGUUAAACAUCAGGUGGUGAUUAAAGGCUGAAUGCUUUAUUUAUUCCUCUUAUAUAUAUAUUGGUUUCAGUAUGAUUUUUACCUUGAUUAAAUACGUAAAAAGUGUGACCUUCCUAAA